GAAGCGACAAUGGCACAACUUGCAGAAACCUAUGCAUGCGUUCCUUCGACGGAGCGAGGGAGAGGAAUCUUGAUAUCGGGCGAUUCGAAAUCCAAUUCAAUUCUCUAUUGCAACGGUCGAUCGGUAAUCAUUCGAUACCUUGAUCGACCUCUCCAGGUCAAGGUCUACGGUGAACAUGCUUAUCAGGCAACCGUCGCUCGUCACUCUCCCAACGGAGAAUGGAUCGCCUCCGCCGAUGUUUCGGGUAUCGUGCGAAUAUGGGGGACACAUAACGAUUUUGUACUCAAGAACGAAUUCAAGGUGCUCUCUGGUAGGAUCGACGAUCUUCAGUGGUCUCCUGAUGGACAGAGAAUUGUCGCCUCUGGUGAAGGCAAGGGCAAGUCCCUUCUACGUGCUUUCAUGUGGGAUUCGGGAACUAAUGUUGGAGAAUUUGAUGGUCAUUCAAGAAGGGUACUAAGUUGUGCAUUUAAGCCAACUAGGCCUUUUCGGAUUGUAUCUUGCGGUGAGGACUUUUUGGUGAACUUUUAUGAAGGACCUCCAUUUAAAUUCAAGCUUUCACACAGGGAUCAUACCAAUUUUGUAAAUUGUGUAAGAUUUUCACCAGAUGGGAGCAAAUUCAUCACUGUAAGUUCUGAUAAAAGAGGCAUCUUAUACGAUGCCAAAACAGGAGAUAAAAUUGGAGAAUUAUCUUCUGAGGAUGGUCAUACUGGCAGCAUUUAUGCUGUCAGCUGGAGUCCCGAUGGUAAACAGCAGAUUGUUACUGUCUCAGCUGACAAGACUGCAAAGAUAUGGGAGAUAACUGAUGAUGGUAAUGGGAAGGUGAUAAAAACAAUAACAUCUCCUGGCUCUGGUGGAAUUGAUGACAUGUUAGUUGGAUGCCUUUGGCAGGAUGAUAAUCUUAUUACAGUAUCUCUUGGUGGAACUAUUAGCUUGUUUUCUGCAAGUAAUCUUGACAAGGAACCUUUGUUAUUGUCUGGACAUAUGAAGAACAUUUGUGCACUGGCAGUUCUUGGGAGCUCACCAAGAAUUAUGUUGUCCAGUAGCUAUGAAGGGUUGAUUGUUAAAUGGAUCCAGGGUGUUGGUUAUAGUGGAAAACUAGAUAGGAAGGUAAAUGGACAAAUUAAAUGCUUCAUCGCCGUUGAAGAAGAAAUCGUUUCAUCUGGAUUUGACAACAAGAUCUGGAGAAAUUCAUUGCUUGGAGACCAAUUAGGUGAUGCAGAGUGUAUUGAUGUCGGUAACCAGCCAAAAGACUUGUGUCUUUCCCUUAACUCUCCGGAAUUGGCCUUAGUUUGUACAGAUACAGGAGUGACACUCCUCCGAGGAACUAAAAUUGCUUCAACCAUGGAUCUUGGAUUUACUGCAUCAGCAUGUGCAAUAACGCCUGAUGGAAGUGAAGCCAUUGUUGGCGCUCAGGAUGGGAAACUGCACUUGUAUACUAUUGAUGGUGAUUUGCUUAAAGAAGAGACUGUUCUUGAGAAGCAUCGAGGUACUAUUACAGUCAUACAUUACUCUCCUGACGUUUCCAUGUUUGCUUCGGGUGAUUCCAAUAGAGAAGCUAUUGUCUGGGAUCGUGUCUCGCAUGAGGUGAAGCUUAAGAAUAUGUUAUUCCAUACAGCCCGUAUAAACUGCCUAUCUUGGUCACCUAACAACAGAAUGGUUGCAACGGGAUCACUAGACACAUGUGUGAUAGUCUAUGAUAUUGAAAAACCAGCUUCCAAUCGCAUCACAAUAAAGGGAGCUCAUCUUGGUGGGGUCUAUGGUUUGGCCUUCAUUGAUGAACACAAUGUCGUGAGCUCUGGUGAAGAUGCUUCCAUUCGGGUUUGGCGAUUAAAUCCUGAGUAGUCUGUCGAACCCACAAACUAUUGGUAAUUUCUUAUUUUUUUGGCGGAAUUAUUA
Messenger RNA from Impatiens glandulifera, 1896 nucleotides. RefSeq names its product actin-interacting protein 1-2-like. Bases 10 to 1842 code for a protein of 610 amino acids. Gene Ontology annotation, molecular function: actin filament binding. Lineage: Eukaryota; Viridiplantae; Streptophyta; Magnoliopsida; Ericales; Balsaminaceae. Gene Ontology annotation, cellular component: cortical actin cytoskeleton. The record is from RefSeq and is a predicted model, not a curated record. Gene Ontology annotation, biological process: actin filament depolymerization; positive regulation of actin filament depolymerization. The transcript is spliced from 6 exons.